CUCAGGUUUCAAGAAUUUUGUUACAGAAAUGGUUUCCGUGAAUCAGCAGCAGUGCCCCAGAAAGUGUUUCCCUUCUUGAGAUUCCAGGGAAGUCUUGGAACACAAAGAACUUGAAGAGGGAGCUCAGCCAAACAGAGAUUUUUGAGACUUGGUAGGCUUUCCAGAGCAGAUUUUUAGCACACAUACAAAUCAAAGUCUGUGUGUUCUGAAAGCAGGAUUUCAUGAUCAAAUUAAGAACUAUCAAGAUUUAAAACACAAAUACCUUGGUAUACUAAGAAGAGCAACAUGGGAGAAACUAAGAAAAGCAUUGAAACCCGUAGUGUAAGAUGUCUUUCCAAGUUGAAGAUGUUUCUGUUGGCGAUAACAUGUGCUUAUGUAUCCAAAACCUUAUCUGGAUCUUAUAUGAAUUCCAUGCUCACACAGAUAGAGAGACAAUUCAAUAUCCCUACAUCUCUAGUUGGAUUUAUUAACGGGAGCUUUGAGAUUGGAAAUCUUUUGUUGAUUAUAUUUGUGAGUUAUUUUGGAACUAAACUGCAUAGACCCAUAAUGAUUGGUGUCGGAUGCCUGGUUAUGGGCCUAGGAUGUUUCUUACAAUCACUUCCUCAUUUCCUCAUGGACCGAUAUGAAUAUGAAUCUACAGUUUCAGUCUCAGGCAAUUUAUCCACAAACAGUUUCUUGUGUACGGAAAAUGGAACCGAGAUAUUCAGACCAACAGAAGAUCCAGCAGAAUGUGUGAAGGAUGUGAAAUCAUUCAUGUGGGUGUAUGUUCUAGUAGGAAAUAUUAUACGUGGAAUUGGUGAAACUCCAGUAAUGCCUCUGGGUCUUUCCUACAUAGAAGAUUUUGCCAAAUCUGAGAAUUCUCCUUUAUAUAUCGGGUUUAUAGAAACAGGAGCUAUAAUUGGCCCUUUGAUUGGACUUCUACUAGCAUCAUUCUGUGCAAAUGUUUAUGUUGACACUGGAUCUGUGAGUACAGAUGAUCUGACCAUCACUCCUACUGAUAGUCGUUGGGUUGGUGCAUGGUGGUUUGGCUUUUUGAUUUGUGCAGGAGUGAAUGUGCUUACAGCCAUUCCUUUUUUCUUUUUACCCAAAACGCUUCCAAAGGAAGGACUAAAGGAAAAUGCUGAAAUCAUUAAAAAUGAUGAUGAAAAGAAGCAAAGAGAGAUCAAGAAGGAAAAGGGUGGAAUCACUAAAGAUUUUUUUCCAUUCAUGAAAAGUCUUUUAUGCAAUCCAAUUUACAUGCUUUUCAUAUUAAUAAGUGUGUUACAGUUCAAUGCAUUUGUUAAUAUGAUUUCCUUUAUGCCUAAAUAUCUGGAACAGCAAUAUGGAAAAUCUGCUUCAGAUGCAAUCUUUCUAAUAGGUAUUUAUAAUUUACCUCCAAUAUGCAUUGGAUACAUAGUUGGUGGCUUAAUUAUGAAGAAGUUCAAGAUAACUGUCAAACAAGCUGCCCACAUAGGAUGUUGGGUAUCUUUAACUGAGUUUCUUCUCUAUUUUUUAAGUUUUCUCAUGAUUUGUGAUAAUUCUUCAGUUGCUGGUAUAACUACCUCUUACAAUGGAAUGCCACAGAAUUUAUAUGUGGAAAAUUCCAUUCUUGCUGACUGCAACAUGUAUUGUAACUGCCCAACUAAAACAUGGGACCCUGUGUGUGGAGAAAAUGGAUUUUCCUACAUGUCAGCUUGUCUUGCUGGUUGUGAGACAUCAGUUGGAACAGGAAUAAACAUGGUGUUCCAAAACUGUAGCUGCAUUAGAACAUCAGGAAACUCAUCUGCAGUUCUUGGACUUUGUGACAAAGGACAGGAAUGUGCCAUGAUGCUUCAAUACUUUUUAAUCUUGUCAGCCAUCAGUAGUUUCAUUUAUUCUUUAGCAGCCAUACCUGGAUACAUGGUUCUCCUAAGAUGUAUCAAGUCUGAAGAAAAAUCACUUGGUGUGGGACUACAUGCAUUUUCUACAAGAGUAUUUGCUGGAAUUCCUGCACCUAUAUAUUUUGGUGCUUUAGUCGAUUCCACAUGUUUACACUGGGGAACUUUGAAAUGUGGCGAGUUAGGUGCAUGCAGGAUUUAUGAUUCCAUCAACUUCAGAUACAUCUACCUCGGACUGCCAGCAGCACUAAGGGGAUCAAGCUAUAUUCCAGCAUUCAUGAUCCUUUUCAUUUUGAGGAAGUAUCACCUCCCUGGUGAAGAGGCCUCUUUGGGAACUGUGCUUGAAGAUGCUGUGGUUUCAGGGAAGGAAAAUGAUAAGCAUCAAAAUUCCAAUGACUGGAAUGAUGAAGAACUGAAAACCAAACUGUAAUGCCCUGAUUAUGUGUCUCAAAGACAGAAAACACAAGACAACACAAGGCAGUUUAAUUGUUUGUAAAAUCAAUAGAGGUACUACAGGUAAUGUGUUCUUGUCUUUAAGAAUGUCAACUUUUUGUUUUACUUGAUUAAAAAAGAAUAUUCACUUUUUGAAACAUCAAUGGAACUUGAGGUUUUUCUGAGGGCUAAAUUAAUGAGCCUCAAAAUAGAAUGUUAGCUUAAUUUUUGUGUGAAACUGCAAUUUC
Suncus etruscus (white-toothed pygmy shrew) is the source of this 2536-nucleotide messenger RNA. RefSeq names its product solute carrier organic anion transporter family member 1A2 (gene SLCO1A2). The record is from RefSeq and is a predicted model, not a curated record. Gene Ontology annotation, molecular function: protein binding; bile acid transmembrane transporter activity. Gene Ontology annotation, biological process: sodium-independent organic anion transport; bile acid and bile salt transport; transmembrane transport. NCBI's taxonomy places the organism in Eukaryota, Metazoa, Chordata, Mammalia, Eulipotyphla, Soricidae. Bases 286 to 2286 code for a protein of 666 amino acids. Gene Ontology annotation, cellular component: membrane. The transcript has 16 exons.